UGCAUCCCACUCACUCUCUGUAUUUCGUCUCUAUCUCUCUCUAUUCUCCUCUCUGUGUAAGGUUGAGUGAGUGUAACCCUUGAUUUCCAUUAACAGUGAGAAGCCCAUACUGGGUUGGUUCCAUUGACGAAGCUCUGUAGGAAACAGUAUAACGGGCGAUUUCCAACAACAAUGGAACUACAAGGCUAUGUUGGUUCCAUUGCUGAAGUGAAGCAGUUCUCUCCAACUAGAUAUGAGUAUGGCCCCAGCAGAAGUUAAAAGGGAAGGUGAUGAUUAUGACAUUCCAAAUGAAGCAAAUGACAUUCGUUUGAUUAAUGAAAGUCGGGCGGAACCUUAUCAUGGUUGCGAAGUUGGUCCGAGCAAUGAAGAAGCAACCAACAUGAACGUUGAAGAUGGCGAAGCCAAUGUGAAAAAAGAAAUGGUUGACGAUGCUUAUCGCAAUGACAUAGUUGGUGAUGUUGAACGUGUUAUUCUGGAACAGAAAUUUGAUUCGGUCGAACAUGGAGAAGCUUUUUACAAUGCGUAUGCUAAAGCCAAGGGAUUUAGUAUAUGAAAAUCCAGAUUUAACACAAAUAAAGAGGGAAAUGUUGUUAGUAGGCUGUGGUUGUGGUCAAGGGAAGGUCAGAGAUUACCAAAAUACUUGGACCGUGUUGCUGAGAAAAGUAGAGCUCCCAAGGCACUAACAAGAGUAGGUUGCAAAGCUCAACUUCGCAUACGAUACGAUGCAGAUGCUGGUGAAGGGAGAAAGUAUGUUGUGACUCACUUCGUCGCAGACCACAACCAUGAAUUGGCAGAACAACACUGUGUGAUGUAUCUGAGGUCACAUCGCAGUUUAAACAAUGCUGACAAAGCUCAAGCAAUGGCUAUGCGCAACGUCGGUGUGAAGACUAGCCAAAUCAUGGACUAUAUGGUAAAUCAAUCUGGGUCUUAUGAGAAUGUUGGUUUCAUCCGUACGGAUCUGCACAACUAUAUUCAAGCUGAACGUAGAGCAGAAGUUGAGGAUAGUGAUGCGCAGGGUGCGUUGGUUUACCUAUGUGCAAAACUUGAUGUUGAUGCACGAUUUUUUUACAAGUAUGAUGUGUGUAACGAUAACAAGUUACAAAAUCUGUUCUGGGCAGAUUCGAAAUCGCGGGCCGACUACGCAAAGUUUAGUGAUAUGUUGAUAUUUGACUCAAGUUACAGAACCAAUGCAUACAAGAAACCUUUUGUCAUGUUGGCUAGUGUGACUAGCCACUUUAGGCCCACGAUAUUUGUAUGUGUUUUGCUAGCUAAUGAGACAAUUGAUACAUACACAUGGGUUUUGGAAACAUUUAUAGAGGCGAUGGGUAAUAAAGCACCUGUGUCCGUACUGACAGAUGGGGAUAAGGCGAUGCGAGAGGCAAUCAGAAGAGUAUUUCUAGAUGCAAGACAUCGAUUAUGUAAUUGGCAUCUUGGAAAAAAUGCUGUUUCAAGUGUUCACAAAAGUGGCUUUGCACAUACUUUCAAGUAGUGCAUGGACAUGAAAACGGAUGAGACAAAGUUUGAGCAUGGCUGGACGACAAUGGUUGAAAAAUUUGGACUUCAAACCAAUAGUUGGGUGUUGGAGACAUAUGAAAAGCGUCAUAUGUGGGCCGAGGCAUAUAUGCAUGGACAUUUCUUUGCUGAGAUGAAGAGCACUCAGCGCUCGGAGAGUGUGAAUGCUUAUUUCAAUGCCUUCCUCCAACACAAAUUGAAGCUAUAUGAAUUUGUUAGGCACUAUGAUCGGGCUUUUGCAAGGAUAAGGUAUAACGAGGCUGGAGAUGAUGCUGAAACAAAUAACACUUUUCCGGUAUUGAUUACUCCAUUGUGAGAUAUAGAGAGACAUGGA
Camellia sinensis is the source of this 1846-nucleotide messenger RNA. The record is from RefSeq and is a predicted model, not a curated record. Lineage: Eukaryota; Viridiplantae; Streptophyta; Magnoliopsida; Ericales; Theaceae.